AUGAAGCUAUCCAAACCCUCCUUCGGCGUCGACUCCUCCCUCGACUCCCGCCACUGCUACGAAACCUCCUGGCUCCUAAACCCUCUCCCCUUCGCUCUCCUCCGCGCCCUAAUCGCCCUCUACAUCUUCGUCACCAUCUUUUUCAUCUGGGGCUGGGACGGCACCCACGGCGACUCCGACGCCAUUGGUCACAGCUUCAGCUACUUCACCUGGCUCACGUACUGGGGUCUGGGCUUCUAUUAUCUCGUCGCGGCAAUCCAUACCGCAUGCUACGCACGCACGGGGCGCUCCGUGCUCUUCGACAGACUGCCUCGUGCGCUGCGCGCCCUGCAUGCGAUUUUCUACACGACCAUCACUACCUUUCCGUUUCUCGUGACGAUCGUGUUUUGGGCGAUUCUGUUCGAGCCGCCGUGGUAUACGCGGACUUUUGAGGCUUGGUCGAAUAUCUCCCAGCAUGGCCUCAACUCCCUCUGGGCCCUGCUGGAAAUCAUCCUUCCCACCACGAACCCACAUUCGCUUCUGGCGUUUCCGGUUUUGGUGCUGAUUCUCCUGCUGUAUGUCGCGCUCGCGUACUUGACCUUCCACACUGAGGGGUUCUACACCUACUCGUUCUUGGAUCCUGGUCCGGACGGCGAGCAUAGUGGUCGCGUGACGGCUUACUGCUUUGGGAUCUUUGCAGCGAUCCUGGUCAUUUUCAUUCUCUCGUGGGCUGCUAUUUGGUUGAGGCGAAGGCUGACCCAUGGAAUGAUCAAGAGGUCGGUCUACGACAAGGAGGAGAACGUUCCUGAGAUGCGGUAUGUCGGAGUUUAG
This is a messenger RNA of Aspergillus lentulus, 810 nucleotides long. RefSeq lists its product as uncharacterized. NCBI's taxonomy places the organism in Eukaryota, Fungi, Ascomycota, Eurotiomycetes, Eurotiales, Aspergillaceae. Gene Ontology annotation, cellular component: membrane. The record is from RefSeq and is a predicted model, not a curated record.